ACUCAACAGAAGGACCUGAACGAUGGCCGAGGGGGAAGUCAACUAUGCCUCAGUUAUAUUCAAAACUAACAAACUUUUCCCACCUGAAGCUAAAAAGGAGGAGGAAGCUGUGUACAAUGAAGUCAAGGUGCAAAGCAAAACAACCGAAAAGACUGCUGACACAAACGCUAAAAAGGAGGAUCAAACUGUGUACGAUAAUGUGAAGGAGCAAAGCGAAACAAGCAAACAGACUGCUGACAUAAACUUCUCAGCAGGACUUUUGCCAGACAAGAAAACAAACAGCAGAGGUCGCUGCUAUCAGCAGGUGGCUUGUUGUUUGGGGAUUCUUUGUGUCAUUUUGCUGUUGGGCAUCAUAGCAGUCUGUGUCUACAUUGCUACAUUAAUUCAUGAAAGUGAGCUGAACCAGCUGAAAGAAAACCAAAUGAUUCUACUGGCUCUCAAUGGAAACCUGACAAACCAGAACAACAAACUCAGCUCAGAAAAUGAAAACCUGAGGAGGGAACACAACAAUCUGAGAGUCCAGUUGGAGAACCUGACACAAGCCUAUACUGUCUUAAAAAGUAACAUCACAAACCUGUCUGCAGAAAACCAGAACCUGACAUCACAAAACACCAAGCUGUCUGCAGAAAACCAGGACCUGACAUCACAAAAAAUGAAGCUGGAGACAGAGAGGAAAAACUUAACGGAACAGAUACGGAACAUGGAGACAAAGUGGAAUGAGCUCAACGUCAGUCGAGCUCAGUGGAGCAUUGAUGCCUACUGCCCAAAACCACAAAACCAAAACAGACAGUGUAAAGCUUGUCAGGAUGGCUGGUUACCCUCACAGUCCAGCUGCUAUGAGAUUAAUAACCCUGAUGUUUCUGGUCAGAAAACCUGGGAAGAAGCUCGAGAAGACUGCACAGGAAAGAUUUCAGAUCUGGUUGUUAUAGCUGAUCAAACGGAGAAGACAUUCAUCAGUAAUAACAGUUGGAGCAGUUCAGGAACCAAGGGAUACUGGAUUGGUCUGAGAGCUGAAGAUGGGAAAUGGAAGUGGGUCGAUGGAAGUGUUCUGACUGAAAACUCCUGGAUACAACAACCUGCUACCAACGGUCAGUGUGCAAUUUCUGUAGAGAAAGAAGGAUGGAAAUCAGUGAGCUGUGGUGCCAGAAACAGAUGGAUCUGCAAAAAGAAGGCUUUAUCUCUUUAAACACUGCAGUCAUACAACUGACUUGUACUUCACAAAAAAAUAAUAAUAAUGUAAUUUUUAUAGCUAAAAGGAAACGAUUUAAUCAAAGUGAAUAAUUUUUCAAACGUGUACAGUCCCAAAUUGUCCUGUGUCUGUCUAACAGGGAUGCUACUAUAUCAAAAACACAAAUGUAUGCCAAUGCACAGCAGAGUACAGGGUAGAUAGAUUUUCUUAAAAUAUUAUGACUUUAUUCUCAUUAGAUUGCGACUUCAUUCUUGUAAUAUAACUUUUUUCUCAAAUUAUUACAACUUUAUUCUUGAAAUGUCAGAGAACAGAUAUAUGGGAGAUUUUGAAUGUGCAGAAAGAUUUUAACAUGAACAUAAAACUUGCUGAAACACAGGAGCUAAAGUUCAGGGGUUUAUCAAUGAAUUUUUAUUAAUUGUUGACGUGAAUAUGUGCCACAUGCUAAUUCUUUUAGAGAUUACUUCCCCGAACAAAAGACACAAAAGAGGAGGGAAGACUAAUUAUUCCUACAUGUACUGACUCAGCAGGGAUGAUAUCAAAUGAGAAAAGUUGAUCUCAAGGGCAUCACUUUGUGUUGAAAAGUGGUGGGGACUGAGGGGCUCAGAUUAGGGCUGUGGAGAGACACUUGUGAGACACCACGAAACGCGAUAUUAGUUUCACAAGAACGAGAGGGAAAGUUCCUUAAUCAGUGUUUUAAAGAUAU
Molecule: messenger RNA, 1892 nt
Organism: Micropterus dolomieu (smallmouth bass)
Lineage: Eukaryota; Metazoa; Chordata; Actinopteri; Centrarchiformes; Centrarchidae
Product: asialoglycoprotein receptor 1-like
Exons: 8
Coding region: 23-1186 (387 amino acids)
Source: RefSeq, a predicted model, not a curated record